Molecule: messenger RNA, 2141 nt
Organism: Morus notabilis
Lineage: Eukaryota; Viridiplantae; Streptophyta; Magnoliopsida; Rosales; Moraceae
Exons: 5
Coding region: 588-1904 (438 amino acids)
Source: RefSeq, a predicted model, not a curated record
AUCUGUACAAUGCUUUCUAAACCAUUUAUGGGUUUUGUUUGUUUGGUUUGAAGUAUCUUAGAGACACAGAUUUUGCUGCUUUGGAAAGAUAUCCUUUCUGGGUUUCAUCAGUUCCCUUCAAAGUUACUUCCUUUCUUAGGGAUUUACUUUGGAGGCUUCAUAUUGUUUCAGAUCACUGAUCUUCUCAUAAUGGCAUUUUGAAGGCUCUUCUUCUGUUAAGAUCUGUAGGGAUUUUUUAUUUUUAUUUUUUUCACUUACCAGAUUCCAUCUCAAGACGCGUUCUAGAAUAGAAAUAGUAUUUUAUUCACAGAUUUCAGUGGUUACGCAUUGGAGUCUUUUUUUUUGUUUUUGUUUUUUUUUUGGGCUACAUUACAUUUGUGUUAGAUUAUUGGCACAGACAGAUCACACAUUGGCCUCCUUUAGUCCAUCUGGACAAGAAAAAGUACUUUUCCUCUCAUAAGAGUUUUGUUUACAUCUAAAAAGUUGAACUUCGUUGUUCUGUUGUGUGGUUCUGGAGUGUGAACUGCAGACUUAUAAUAAUAAUCUCAUUAUAUAAGCCUAGUUAUUACCUGGAAGAAUAGGCAAACAUGGAUUUUUUCAAGGUUAAGAAAUUCAGGAAAGCCCACAAACCCGUUUUGGGAAAUGAUUUGGAGGACAAGCCUGUGCCUCAGCCAGAGGAGCCAAAGAAAGAGAAUGAUGGUGGUGGAGAUGUUGUUAAUAAUAAGACAAAUAAUGAGGCUUCUGAUCCCACUGCUGAAGCUGAGGAUGAUGAUGAUGAUUUCAUCACAAACGAGGUCAAGAGGAGGCUGAAGGAGCUGAGGAGGAAUAGUUUCAUGGUGUUGAUUCCGGAGGAAGAGUCUUGUGGUGAAGAGGAUGAAGAUGAGGAGGAAGAGCAGGAAGCGGAUCAGGCUAUAAGCUCUACCCAGUGGAGGGAUGUGGAGGCAGAAGCUCGCCAAUGGUGGGGCGGCUUUGAUGCUUUGUACGACAAAUAUUGCGAGAGGAUGCUGUUUUUUGAUCGGAUGAGCGCGCAGCAGCUUAAUGAGACUGGCUGCCAAACUCCCACCACACCAUCACCAAGAUCUGCAUCUAAGAAGCUAGCAUCUCCUCUCCGCUGCCUUUCUUUGAAGAAGAUUGAAGAACCUGCGGAUGAGACUGAGUAUCUUCAGCAAUUACAAGUUGACCCAUAUCAUGAUAUCGAGAUGGCAUAUGUAGCUCAGAUUUGCUUGACUUGGGAGGCACUUCACUGCCAAUACACCCAACUGACCCAGAAAAUUUUGUGCCAACCUGAAAACCCCACCUGCUACAACCAUAGCGCUCAACAGUUUCAACAAUUUCAGGUUUUAUUACAAAGAUAUGUUGAGAAUGAACCUUUUGAGCUAGGUCUUAGGCCCGAAAUUUAUACUCGUGCAAGGAAACUUUUGCCGAAAUUGCUGCAGGUCCCUAAUGCUAAAGCUUCGGAUCAGAAAGAGAUGGAAGGAGAAGAACCGUCUUUAACAGUUCUUGCCCCUGAUCUUAUCAAGAUAAUGGAAUCGUCGAUUCUUACUUUCCACCUUUUUCUGAAGAUGGAUAAGAAAAAAUCUGGUGGGGCUCGACUCUUUGGAAACCUGAACCAAACUGGUGCAACCGCGCUUCAUCAGGUUCAAUCAUCUCUUGAGAAGAAACUAUUGAAACUAAAGGAGCUGCGUAAGAAGAGGAGAGGUUGGAAAAAGAGAUCCUGGCCCUCGGCAAAAGAAGACGUUCAGCUCUUGUUCAGCCUCAUUGACGUCAAACUAUUGUCAAGGGUUGUCAGAAUGGCGAGGAUUCGUAAGGAACAACUAUUUUGGUGCGAGGAGAAGAUGAAAAAGCUCGACGUCGUGGAUGGCAAGUUGCGAAGAGACCCUUCGCCAAUCCUUUUCCCCUGUUAAAUAGGAUGAUUGCGGGACACGGGCUGAAGAUAAUAUCUGAAACACAUGAUCUCAUUGGUCUAUACCAGAAAGAUACCAUCCUCUUCAACUUCAACACAAUUUCCAGUUUCUCAAAAUCCGCAGUCUGACGGUGUUGAUCUUUUGCAAGAGGAGGUGAUUAUCUUCGAAACAACCUAUAGAUAAUGAUUAAACUCAAGCACAUAUGUUGAACCAUGUGUGUGUUUUGUUCUUUUGGCU